AUGAUCGAUCUAAAAACGCUAUGGUGGCAAGAAGAAACAGAGUUCAUCUUCAAAUUUCUGUCUAAUGUUGUAAAAUUAGCAAUUAUAGUAGAUGGGCUGGCGUUUGUGCUUCAUUGAAUACUUGGAUUUCCCAGCUGAAAGGCAACCUUUAUUCCAGUGAUGGCAUGCCACUUCUUAAUUGCUAUCCUUAUUUGAAUAAAGCCAUGAAAAAAAACAAUCCAUAAAAGCAUUAUUCUAAUAAUCGUUACAGAGUAUUGAAAUAUCAUUUUUUUAUGUUUUUCUUGAACUUAUAAAACUGAUUCCAGAUGCUUAUUUGAAUUAUGCAGUUUAUUUACUCGAUUCCAUGUUCAAUUUCCUAGUAUAAAGUCAAGAUGGCUUUUCAAUGCAGUGAUGAUUAAUCAUAUCUAUAUUUGGCACAUACACAAUCUGUUAGAUAGCAAAAAUAUAGAAUUAUCUAUUCUUAUUCCAUUGAUGAGGAUUCUAAUUCUCAUAUUUAUGUCAAACAAAUGGCAUGAAUAUAUAUUAAGUGUUUCUUUUGAGCGGUUUUGCGCAAGAAAAGAGCUAGAAACAAUGUCGAAUAAGCUGAAUUCAAUAGCCAGAGCCUGCUUUGAUGGGAUAUUAAUAGUCUCCCAAUGCGAAAAAAUAGAUUUUUUGAACAGCAGAUUACUGGAACUUUUGGACGCAUCUUCACAUGAGGUCUACUCCAUAACGACUAUUUUUUUUUGGCCUAUUUUUUUUUGGCCUAUUUUUUUUGGCCUAUUUUUUUUGGCUAUUUUUUUGGCCUAUUUUUUUUGGUCUAUUUUUUCUGUCGAGGAUAAUUCAUGAAGCUGCUGAGAGACUAAAUAAUUUAUUGGGUAACGGAUGUAUUUCCUUACACGAUUAAUAUUGAGUAAAUUAAGUGGAAAAUCCAUACAUAAAAUGGCCGGACACUAGUGACCCGUCCUUCCGUGGCGGGUGUCCUUAUGUAUACCGGACAUGGUUUUUGGAUGCGGAGAGCUACUCAAGGGGAGAGUUAGCCUCGAGGCGAGAGGCCCAGCCCAAUUUCCGCUGAUUUUGGGACUUGACCCGGGCAGCAGUUUUUCGCAUUUUUUUGCUAGUAGUGCCGAGGCCCAGACUCGGUGUCCGAAGGAGGCAGGGUGAGUUACCUGCCUAGGCUACUUGGUGGCUUAGCCCCGAAUCCCGCAAGGGGUUGAGUUUUUUCUUGGAGAUGAUCCAGGAAAGAGGGGAGGCGAAGCUCGACUCAGAACUCAAGGGCGCAAGUCUCUCCAGUUAAAAGGGUCCUCUCACGAGGGCGAUCUGGCCAACCGGAGGCAAAGACUGGCGUAAUUUUGGGCGGAAGGCUGAGCUGGAAAUGGUGGUGCCCAGCGACAGUCGGCUGACGACUCAAUAGGGCAACCCACUACCGAGAAACCAGGGGUUUCGGCCUGGGCUCAGAGAACCAGUGAUGGAAGUACAUCCUUUUCGCUCGUGCCAGCACGGCUCCCCAAGGAGCGCGGAGGAAUGCCACGCAUGGAAGUAGGGACUAUAAAGACACAUCUUAAAUCUAAUUUAAUCUAAUCUAAGUGGAAAAAUCCUAAUUAAAUUUAAAAUUCUCGAAAUUUAAAAAGUAAUGAAUUAGCAAAAAAAAAAUAGGCCAAAAAAAAUAGGCCAAAAAAAAUAAGCCAAAAAAAAAUAGGCCAAAAAAAAUAGACCAAAAAAAAUUAGGCCAAAAAAAAUAGGCCAAAAAAAAUUAGGCCAAAAAAAAUAGGCCAAAAAAAAAAUAGUCUUUAUGGAGUAGACCUCGUGUGAAGGAACCCGUUUGGAGGCAACUUCUGAUGGGCUGUACACAUUUUUAACUAGAAUUGAAUACUGCAAAGACAGAAAAGCCUCAACUUUUACUUCAUCAAAUAAGCUAAUUGAUGAUAUUAAUUUUUUAUUCAAUGACCCACAUCAAGAAGAAAUAACCCUUGGCAUCACACUUAUUAAUACUUUGCAUUUAGAAUGAAAAGUAAGGAGCAUUACUUGAGAAGAAAAGCCUGCGAUUUUUUUGGUAGUCAGAAAUGUAAAUAAAAUAAUUGAAUUGGAGAACAAUAUAGCAAACAAUAAAUUGAAAAAUUUCAUUUUCAGGUCUGCAUCACAUGAACUUAAAACCCCAUUGAAUUCUAUUAUAUAUUUCACAAAAGAGGUUAUGGGAAAUCUUAUGAUUUCACAGCCUUUAGAUGACAUGAUAAAAAAACUUAAAAUUGUUUCGAUUUCUAGCAAUGUUAUGUUAACGCUUAUUAAUGAUCUCCUUGAUUAUUCAAAAAUUUUAUCGGGCGUUUUUAAAGUUCAAAAGCAAUUUUGUGGGCUAAAUCUUCUGAUUCAGAAUGUUUUUGAGCUGAUGCAACCACAGUCAGAUAGAAAAGGAUUAAUUUUUAUAACUCUGUCUUUUGACAAAAUUACUUCAUUAUUUCAUUUAGUUAGUUUUGUUCUAGUAAUUUAAAUUUUAGAAUAUAGAUGCUAAAUUAUUUAAUUAGAUAAAUAAUUUUUUUUUCGAAAGUGUAAGUAGAAUUGAUCCUUCCAUCCCAAAAGAAAUUUUCAUAGAUCCUGUGAGAUUUGGGCAAAUUCUGUUAAACUUGGUUAAUAAUGCUGUAAAAAACACAAUAAAAGGCAAGAUAGAAAUUUCUUGUAUCAUGACCACAAGAAACACUAUGAAAUGCUGCGUUGAAGAUACAGGAAUUGGAAUUAGCCAGCAUAUAUUAAGCAAUAUCAUUAGCUCUUCUCUCCAUUAGCAAUCACUAUUUUUCUUUCUUAUUGAGGGAUCUUUUUAUUAAAUUUAAAACAAUAAUUUCCAAAAAUUUAAAGUAUAAGAUUAUGUUUUACUCCCAUCCUUAAGCGAACAAAAUUAUUGUAAAAAUCUAUAUUUUUUGAUCAAAACCUACUCUCUAUGAGCGAAAACAAUUUUUAUUAAAAAAACAGUUGAUAUAUGAUAAUUAGUGUAAUGAAUUCUCUAGCUAAUUCAGUUAAAUUUUAAACAGUUUGCAUUUAAACAUAAAUUUUACAAAUUAAAGUAAUUUUUACCUUCCAUUUAACUUUUUAACAGUUAGAAAAAAAAUACUAUAAAAUUUAUAUUAAAAAAAAAUUAAAUCCCUCCUUGAGGGAAUAAAGGUUUUUUGUUCUCUCAUAAAUGAUUGGAGUUAGAAUAAUAAUUAGCUAGAUAUUUCUUUAUAUCAACUAUUACUUAUAUUUCAAACUAUUGUAUAAACGCUCGGAGUAGUUUUUAUAUUUUAAAAAAUAGAGCUUUCCAUUGUUUGCUUGCUCUAGAGAGAGAUUAAGGAUUUUGAAUCUAGCAGCAUCAUAUAUUCCUGCGCGAAAGAGGUCGGACUUGGCUUAGGAAUAUCUAACUUGCUAGUUAAGCAAUUAGGGGGUAAAUGCAUUAAGGCAAAAUCAAAAAUGGGUAAAGGCUCUAAAUUCAGUUUUGAUAUAGAGAUUUUCGAAGAAAGUAUAAAUGCAUUUGAUUUCGAAAAACACUAUUUUAAGCCUGCCAGCGAAGAUAUUAACAUUGAAAUGGUUACCAAAAUUAGAGAAUUUAAAAAAUCUCAAAAGCAUGAUAUUUUGGUUGUUGAUGACUCAGAAUUCAAUUUACAAAUAGUAGCAUCUGUUUUAAAGAACUAUGAAAUGUCUUUUUCAGAAGCCUUAAAUGGAAGAAUUGCUUUAGAAAAAAUAAUAGAAGAAGAUCUAAGAAAUAUUCCUUAUAAAGUCGUUAUUAUGGAUUGUGAUAUGCCUGAAAUGAACGGAUGAGAAGCCACAAAGCGGAUUCAUCAGCUGUAUAGUGAAGGAAGAAUUAAAAAUCUACCGAAAGUUAUUGGAUAUUCAGCCUAUACCUCUGAUGAAGAUAUAAAACUCUGCUUUGAUAGUGGGAUGAUUGGGUAUUUACCAAAGCCUUGUCCUCCUGACGACAUAAUCAAAGCUAUUGUUAAAUAUUUGUAUUAUGCUCUAUAUAAAUUCAGCACAAUAAUAUAGCGUAUCCACGCUGGUAGAUCGCUAUAAUUUCAACGUCUCCCGGGAUGAUCAGAGGGCUGGUGAAACCCACCCUUGAAAUAAUAAAUCCCCUAAAUAUGCCAUUUAAGAAGGUUAAUUUAGCAAAGAUUUGCUUGUUAAACCAACACUCUGAUCGUUUCGGGAGAUAUCAGGAUCAUAGUGACUCAUGAGUGUGGAUGAGCUAUAUUUACAGACUGCAAAGCUGUUUCAUAAAUAAAAUGGCAUUCGGUUCGAGAGAAAUUAGCUUUGCUAAUUUUCUCUCCCUCAUGGAAUUUUAUUUAUGGGGUUAGGUUUUCACUCGAGAACUUCUGGACAGCAAUAGCGGUUUAACUCUGGGGAUAACCAGAGGAACUGCUCCUCAGUCCUCUCAAGAUUUCGGGCUUUUACCUCUCAGCACAUCUCCACGGGAAGAUGGCCCUCAGGCGGAACACGCGCAGGAGCUGAGUCGAGGCAAGGGCGACAGCAUCGCGCCGGGUGAGAAGUGUAGCAAGGCUGGUGAAGCAGGAGUUGUAGAAUGGCUUGGGCAGGACUGACCUGUUCCAAGAUGGCUCGCCUACGUCACUAGUUUUGCCAUAGGCCCUUUUGGGCUGCGGCACUAGACACCUUAAACACCAGAUAACUAAGUAAGUAAGUAAGUAAGUAAGUAAGCAAAGCUGUUUCUAAUAAAUUUGGAUAUUGGCCAUAUUUCUUUGCAGUUAAAUUUAUAAUACACUAGAUUAA
Blepharisma stoltei is the source of this 4719-nucleotide messenger RNA. The record is from the annotation of a GenBank genome assembly. Lineage: Eukaryota; Ciliophora; Heterotrichea; Heterotrichida; Blepharismidae.